UUUACUCAGUUUGGAGCGGCGUCGAAAAGCGAGCGGUUGAUUGUUAGCCAGCAGCAGCAGCAGCUAAGGAGCGGUACCAAUAUAGAAUAUUAGAUUUUGUGUGUGCGUCGCAUAUCGUAUAUAAGUCAUGUAUCACCUGAAGAGUUUGGCCCGACAGGGAGCCAUGCGUCAGCAUGAGCUGACCGCCUUGGCGAAGGCAUUGCCCACUGCUGUGCUUCAGACGCGCAACUACCAAAUUCCCGAUCGUCUAAAGGACGUGCCAACUGCGAAGGAUCCCCGUUUCUUUGACAUGGUUGAGUACUUCUUCCAUCGCGGUUGCCAAAUAUCAGAGGAUCGUCUGAUCGACGACAUGAAGGGCAAGCUGUCGCUGGAUGAGAAAAAGCAGAAGGUGAAGGGUAUUCUCAUGCUUAUGCAACCCUGCGAUCACAUCAUCGAGAUUGCAUUCCCACUGCGUCGCGAUGCGGGCAACUACGAGAUGAUUACCGGCUAUCGUGCACAGCACAGCACACACAGGAUUCCCACGAAAGGAGGCAUUCGAUUCUCGUUGGAUGUGUCACGCGAUGAGGUCAAAGCCCUGUCCGCGCUGAUGACCUUCAAGUGUGCCUGCGUCGAUGUGCCUUUCGGCGGCGCCAAGGCCGGCCUGAAGAUCAACCCCAAGGAGUACUCCGAGCAUGAGCUGGAGAAGAUCACGCGUCGCUUCACCCUUGAGCUGGCCAAGAAGGGCUUCAUUGGCCCCGGCGUCGAUGUGCCCGCCCCCGAUAUGGGCACUGGCGAGCGUGAGAUGUCCUGGAUUGCCGAUACCUAUGCCAAGACCAUCGGCCACUUGGACAUCAAUGCCCAUGCCUGUGUCACUGGCAAGCCCAUCAACCAGGGCGGCAUUCACGGACGCGUCUCGGCCACCGGUCGCGGCGUCUUCCACGGCCUGGAGAACUUCAUCAACGAGGCCAACUACAUGAGCAUGAUUGGCACCACGCCCGGCUGGGGCGGCAAGACCUUCAUUGUGCAGGGCUUCGGUAACGUGGGCCUGCACACCACCCGCUAUCUGACCCGCGCUGGCGCCACCUGCAUCGGUGUGAUUGAGCACGACGGCACACUCUAUAACCCAGAAGGCAUUGAUCCCAAGCUGCUGGAGGACUACAAGAACGAACACGGCACCGUUGUCGGCUAUCCCAAUGCCAAGCCGUACGAGGGCGAGAACCUGAUGUACGAGCAGUGCGACAUCUUCAUUCCAGCGGCCGUCGAGAAGGUCAUCAACAGCGAGAAUGCGGGCAGACUUCAAUGCAAAAUCAUUGCCGAAGCUGCCAACGGACCCACCACACCCGCUGCCGACAAAAUACUCAUCGAUCGCAACAUUUUGGUCAUCCCCGAUCUGUACAUCAAUGCCGGCGGUGUCACCGUCUCCUUCUUCGAAUGGCUCAAGAACCUGAACCAUGUCUCAUACGGUCGCCUGACCUUCAAAUAUGAGCGCGAAUCCAACUACCAUCUGCUCGACUCAGUCCAACAGUCAAUUGAAAGAAUUAUUAACGACGAAUCCGUACAAGAGUCCCUGGAGCGUCGCUUUGGCCGUGUCGGCGGUCGCAUUCCCGUGACGCCCUCCGAGUCGUUCCAGAAGCGCAUCUCUGGCGCCUCCGAGAAGGAUAUUGUGCACUCUGGCCUGGACUAUACCAUGGAGCGCUCUGCACGUGCCAUCAUGAAGACGGCCAUGAAAUACAAUCUGGGUCUGGACCUGAGAACCGCUGCCUAUGUCAACUCCAUUGAGAAGAUCUUCACCACAUACCGUGACGCCGGCCUGGCCUUCUAAGCUUCGCAGCUAAAACUUAACUAGUUUAUUAAUCAACCGAACUCAACAAGCCAGAAACCAUUAAGCAUAUGGCAUCGCAUCAGCGCACCUCCGUUUUUAGAAAAUGUCACAAAUGCAAAUUAAUUUAUAUAGAUCGACAAAGGACUAGCUGAAGCUGAAUUUGUUCAAUUUUUUAACUUCAUAUUAUGUUUUACAUUAAGCUAAACAAAAAACAAAAUGAAAA
Molecule: messenger RNA, 2024 nt
Organism: Drosophila navojoa
Lineage: Eukaryota; Metazoa; Arthropoda; Insecta; Diptera; Drosophilidae
Gene: Gdh
Product: glutamate dehydrogenase, mitochondrial
Biological process (GO): L-glutamate catabolic process
Cellular component (GO): mitochondrion
Molecular function (GO): L-glutamate dehydrogenase (NAD+) activity
Source: RefSeq, a predicted model, not a curated record